GCACUAAUUUCAAAUUCUAGUAAAGCUAAAAAGCCAAAAUAAAUAUGGAACCUUAUGUAAAUGGAUAUUUUAGUUAUCUGAUGGAAAAUCAGCUUCAAUGUGAGGACAUUCCGAUGAGGGAAGCACUACGUCAGGGAGCAGAGGAGUGGAAUGCACUAAGCCCAAGUGAAAGGACCAAGUAUAGGGGAAAGAACAAAAGUCGUCAUCUGCAUAAAUGCUCAAAUUGUCGUCAUAAGCGUCAGCCAGAGAAACAAAAAAGCUUAAAGCGAUGUCCAAAGAGCCCGACUCUAAGCUAUAGUCAUCGAUCCAGGAUGCAACGUCCUUGCAGCCCAAGGAGCUUUAGAAAUAAAUAUUGUCCAAGAAAGUGCAGUUCUCGGCGCACAAGACGGGUAUGCUUACUGAAGAGAACAACUAAAGUGAUGGCCACGGACGUCAAGUUCAACGACACGCUGAGCUGCAGCGAUCCGCAGUCGCAUCCGGUCCUGAUCAUCGGCCAGCUGCGCCAUCUGAAUCUGCUGAAGUUCAGCCAUCUGGAGAGCAAACUCAGUCCACGAGUCACCGAGGAGACCUUCCUGAAUGCCGUCGCCUGUCUGCAUCCGGCGCCCACCGAUAAGGUUUCCCUCUAUCUCGAUGUGGCCACAGUUGCUGCCCUUCCAUUAAAGGCAUCUCGGCAUAAUACCGCCUCCCGGGCUCAUGCCAUCACCCGGCUGGUGAAGAACCAUGUGCUGAACGUCUCCGAGGAGAGCGUGGUGCUGGUCUGCGAGCGGGAGAAUCUAUUCGCCAGCGCCUGUGCGGUGGUCCGGGCUUUUCCCCUCUAUUCCCGCAAAACGGGCAAUCUACUGGCUGCCAGCCAAUCCAAGUCACAAUUUGGUGGUGGUGACCAAGGCGAUGGAAGCAAGGAUGCAGGACGUAACGUGGUGAACGUUGAGUUUGUGCUGAUCAACAAAGAGGGCGGCGUGGAGAGCGAACCGCUGACGGAAGACGAGCUAAAUUGCCUGAAUGAAACCACGCGGGCCAUCCGACUGACUGCUCGCAUUGUGGACAUGCCCUGCAACGAGAUGAACGUGGAUCACUUCAUCCAGGCCAUCGAGGACGUGGGCAGGGAGCUGUGCAUCACGCCGCAAGUAAUCCGCGGCGAGGAGCUGCGCGAGCGCGGCUUUGGCGGCAUCUAUGGCGUCGGAAAGGCAGCGGCGGUGCCACCUGCCCUUGUGGUGCUCUCCCACGAGCCACGUGGGGCCCAGGAGACCAUCGCCCUGGUCGGCAAGGGUAUCGUCUAUGACACUGGCGGCCUGAGCAUCAAGGCCAAGACGGGCAUGCCCGGCAUGAAGCGCGAUUGCGGCGGAGCGGCGGCCAUUCUGGGCGCCUUUUACGCAGCCGUUCAGUGCGGAUUCAAGGAAAACCUGCAUGCCGUCUUCUGCCUGGCCGAGAAUUCUGUGGGCCCAAAUGCAACGCGCCCCGAUGACAUUCACACUCUCUACUCGGGCCGUACAGUGGAGAUCAACAACACGGAUGCCGAGGGCCGCUUGGUGCUCGCCGAUGGCGUUUGCUUUGCCAACAAAGAUCUGAAGGCCAACAUCAUUCUCGACAUGGCUACAUUGACUGGAGCUCAGGGCGUUGCAACAGGCAAAUACCAUGGUGCCGUAUUGACAAACUCGGAGACAUGGGAGGCAAAAUCGCUGCAGGCCGGACGCAAAUCCGGCGAUUUAUUGGCGUCCAUAAUUUAUUGCCCCGAAUUGCAUUUCGCCGAAUUCUCUUCGGCCAUUGCUGAUAUGAAAAACUCGGUGGCGGAUCGACAGAACGCGCAAUCCUCCUGCGCCGGCCUCUUCAUAGCCGCCCAUCUGGGCUUCGACUAUCCCGGCAUCUGGAUGCACGUCGAUAUGGCCACGCCCGUUCAUUGUGGGGAGCGUGCCACUGGCUAUGGCGUUGCCCUGCUGCUGACCCUCUUCGGUGGCCACACGGACUCCAAGCUGCUGCAAUCCAUCGCCCCCACGGACGAGGAGCCGCCCUCGAAGCGCCUGUGCCGCGAUUAACUGAGCCUGCCUUCUCCUGUGCCAUGUGCCUGACCGAUUAAUAUGCAUUUCAAUCAUUUUAUUUGUCCAAUUGUGCUCCUGAAGCGCUAGCCGCCACAUUGUGUAGCCGACAGGCACUAAAAAAGCCAUUAAAUUUUAGAAAUACACGAAGUAUGAAAUUAAA
Drosophila takahashii is the source of this 2193-nucleotide messenger RNA. RefSeq names its product granny smith (gene grsm). The record is from RefSeq and is a predicted model, not a curated record. Gene Ontology annotation, cellular component: cytoplasm. Gene Ontology annotation, molecular function: metalloaminopeptidase activity; manganese ion binding. Lineage: Eukaryota; Metazoa; Arthropoda; Insecta; Diptera; Drosophilidae. Gene Ontology annotation, biological process: proteolysis.